CCUCCUCCUCCUCCUCCUCCUUUUUCUCCUCCCCCGGCUCCGCCAUGUGGGCCCGGCGGCGGGCCCGGCGCGGCGGGCACAGCGCGGAGGAGCUGCGGGUGCGGCGGCGGGAGCGAGAGGCAGCUCUGCGCAGGGCCCGGCGGCAGCAGCAGCUGGUCAGCAAGCGGCUCCUGCGGGAGGACAGCGCCGCCCAGGAGGGGACACAGGAUGGAGGAGACAUCGUGCCAGACCCGCUCUCAGAGGAUGAGGUUCUGGAGCUGCUCAGGGGUGUGCAGAGGGGUUCGGAGGACAGGAGGCGAUGGCUCGGCCGCCUCCGCUGGGCUCUGCAGAACGAGGACACUCAGCAGAAGUUUGUCAGGUUGGACGGCAGCAUCCGGACGCUCACUGGGCUCUUCACCAGCAGCCUGGCUGAGCUGCAGCUGGAGGCUGCCCGCUGUCUGCACGAGCUGUCCCACUCCAGUGUCCCUGCUGUGGCCGAGGCCUGCCUGCCUGUCACCUCCUACCUGCUCACCUACCUGUCGGGACACAGCCUGGAGCUCACGGAGCUGUGUUUGUAUACACUGGGGAACCUCGUGGUAGAAAGUGAGGCUGUGAGGAAGCAGCUGCUGCCUCAGGGCAUUAUUCCAGUGCUGGCAUCCUGCAUCCAGUCCCCUCACGAGGCAGUGCUGGAAGGUGUGGGCUAUGUCCUCUCUCAGCUCCUCCAAGCCAAGGAAGCACCCACAGAGAUCAUCCCGCUGGUCCUGGACUCAGCUCUGCCCCAGCACAUGCUCCAGCUGGUCUGCUCUGGCCUCAAGGCUGCCAUGGGAGCAGCUGUGGAGUUUGCCUGGUGUCUCCACUACAUCAUUUGUAGGCACAAGGACAACGAGCUGCUGCUGGCACUGGGGGCCGUGCCCGCGCUCACCUCGCUGCUGCUCGACCUGGCUGCCCAGAUCCCCCCGGAGGCUCCCGAGGGCCUGGAGCUGCUGGUGUGCCCCGUGCUGCGGUGCCUCAGUAACCUGCUGGCACAGACAGACUGCCAGGGCCCGGACAGACGGCUGCUCAUCGCCCUGUUCCUCAUCCUGCAGUGCUUCCUGCAGCAGCACCCCUUCCUCAUCCACGAGUGCCUGUGGCUGCUCAACAACCUCACAGCGGAUGAUCCCUCCUGCUGCUCUGCUCUGCUCUCCCUGGACCUGCUGCCAGCCCUGCUGCAGCUCCUGACGUGUUCCCAGAUGGGCACAGUGCUGGUGCUGACUGUGCUGUGCAACGUGGCAGAGAAGGGACGGUUCCAGUGCCAGCAGCUGCUCCAGCAGCCCCUCCUGGCCCAGCUCCUGCCCCUGCUCACACUGCCUGACCCUGAGGCCGUGGGGCAGUGCCUGGAGCUGCUGCACCUCCUCUUCCUGCACUGCCCAGAGGCUGCUGCUGAGUUCACCAGGCAAGGUGGGCACCAGGCCCUGGAGCAGCACCAGGGCACCCCAGAGCUGCAGGAGCGGGCACAGGCACUGCUGGACAUGGUCAGGCAGCCCCCAGGAGCCCCCAGUGCCUGCCAGGCCACACUGGCUGCCUCCUCCUAGGCCUCACCCUCUCCCUUCCCUCUCCUGAACUGCCAGGGGAGGAAUAAACUCCUCACCCCAGUGCCCAGCUUCCCAAGGGCUGCUCAGGGCUCUGAUGUGCCCAGUGCUGGCUGCAUGGGGGGCUGGUCCUUGUCACCACCCAGUGCCCCCCAGAGCCUGGAGCAGGGGCGGAGCUGAGCUGCAGCCCAGGCAGACUCUCCUGUGCCAGGGAGGGCUGAGUGGCUGCAUCAGCCAUUCCUUGGGCUCUCAGCCACCACCAAGCUCAAGGUAAGCACAUUGUGUUUAUGAACUGAUAAAUUAAAGAUACAUCUUUGACAUUAAAGAUAAUCAGUCAGGUGUCCAGAA
Molecule: messenger RNA, 1895 nt
Organism: Zonotrichia leucophrys gambelii
Lineage: Eukaryota; Metazoa; Chordata; Aves; Passeriformes; Passerellidae
Gene: TMCO6
Product: transmembrane and coiled-coil domains 6
Exons: 12
Coding region: 45-1550 (501 amino acids)
Molecular function (GO): protein binding
Source: RefSeq, a predicted model, not a curated record